AUGGAGAACCAUUUUCCAAACUGGGACUAUCACACUAGUUCCAUCAUUGAAGGUCGUAUCUUAGUAAUGUGGAGAAGAUCGUUUGUUAAAACCAUUAUUUUAGAGGAAUCCUCUCAAGCAAUUCAUUGUCAGGUGAAGAUGUUGGGUUUGCAGCAGGAAUUCGGGGUCACAUUCGAUUAUGGUCUUAAUUCGAUUGAGGGCAAGGACAGAGCUGGAGGCAAGGCUGUUUCAGACUCAGAAUUACAUGACUCUUUAAAUUGGUUGGCUAGUGCUCAGGUUGAACCUCUUCGGGGUAUUGGCUCCUAUUACACGUGGUCUAAUAAUCAAGAGGGUGCCGCUAGGAUAUAUUCUAAAAUUGACCAUGUUUUGAGCAUUGAAAAUUGGGAUCCAAAAAUUUUCGCUAUUACAACUACUGGGCAGAGCACAAGGAUUUCAAUGAGUUGGUUGUUAAAAGCUAGAGAGGCCCAAUUACAGCUUAUGGACCGAAUAGGAGAUUUACAAGCAAAUUAUCAUAAGGCCAAGGAUGCUUAUCAAGUUGCUCAGCUGCAAGCUCAAGCUCACCCCCUUGAUUCUUGCUAUGAAGAGGCUGAGAGGACUGCAGCAGGGGAGUUUUCUGUUCAAGAGAGUCCUAGUUCUGCUUCAGGCAGGGUUAAUUUGCAGCAUAUUGACUUAGGUCCAAAGCUAUCAGUUGAGCAGCAAGUUUCGCUUUUGAGACCUUUCUCUAAGAAGGAAAUUCGGGAGGCUUUAUUUAGUAUUCCUAAUACUAAAUCUCCAGGUCCUGAUGGGUAUGGUUCCGGCUUCUUUAAAGAUGUUUGGAGUAAAAUAGGUGAAGAGGUUUGCUCGGCUAUCUCUUACUGUUUUGAAUCUGGAAAUUUUCCUUCUAAGCUUCAUGAAACAACCAUUUCUUUGAUUCCUAAGAUUGCUAAUCCUUCUCGGGCUGUCGACUAUAAGCCAAUAGCUUGCUGUUCCACACUGUAUAAAUGCAUGGCUAAGUUGAUUUGUAAGAGGUUGGCUGUUGUUCUUCCAGUUAUUGUUCAAUCCAAUCAAGGAGCUUUCAUUCAAGGUCGAUCUAUUGCUCACAAUAUCAUGAUCUGUCAAGAUCUUAUUAAAAAUUAUGGGAGAGUUUCUACUUCUUUGAGAUGCGUUAUUAAGAUAGAUUUGAGCAAAGCUUACGAUACCGUAGAUUGGCUGUUUCUUGAAGGUUUGCUGAAAGCUUUAAAGUUCCCCAUGAAGUUUAUAGGCUGGGUUAUGUCUUGUGUUAGGAAUACCACCUAUUUUCUAGUGAUGAAUGGCCGAAUUCAAGGCAAGUUUAAAGGGGGGAAGGGGCUGAGACAAGGUGAUCCUAUGUCACCUCUUUUAUUUGUUCUCAUCAUGGAGUAUUUGACUAGAAGUCUUCAAUAUGCAGCGCUUAAUUCCCUUUUUUGUUUUCAUCCGAUGUGCAAGAAUUUAAAGCUCAUUAAUUUGUGUUUUGCGGAUGACUUGCUUAUUUUUUGCAAGGGAACUCUCCCAGCUGUUAGGAGUGUUAAGAGGGUGCUUGAUGAGUUUGCCAUUGCUUCUGGUUUGAACAUUAAUACUGAAAUUAAGAUUGAAGAUUCAGACUGGGCUAGUAGACACCUCUCCUUUGCUGGCCGGAUUCAACUUAUUAACUCUGUUCUUCUUGGGCUUCGUAACUAUUGGAUGUCUAUCUUUGUUUUUCCCCAAAGUGUAGUCAAGGAAGUUGAAAGACUUUGUAGAGGGUUCCUUUGGGGAGUUUCUGGGCAGAGGAGUAAAUUGCAUAACCCUUCUUGGCAAAAAGUUUGCCGUCCCAAAGCUUAUGGUGGCUUGGGGUUUAGAGAUGGUUCCUUGUGGAACCGGUAUGUUCUGGCUAAGUAUAUUUGGGCCUUAUCUUUCAAGCCUGACUUAUUAUGGGUUAAAUGGAUUAACUCCAUUUAUCUGAAAGAAAAGAGCUUUUGGAACUAUGAUUUAAAGGGGGACUGCAGCUGGUACUGGCGGAAAUUGUGUCAUCUGAAAAAGUACUUCAGUUCUGCUGCCAUUUCAGCUGCUGGUAUGAAGAGCAAAUUCCUGUCUUCAAAACUGUAUAGUAGUCUCCUGACUUAG
This is a messenger RNA of Humulus lupulus (European hop), 2097 nucleotides long. RefSeq lists its product as uncharacterized. Bases 1 to 2097 code for a protein of 698 amino acids. Lineage: Eukaryota; Viridiplantae; Streptophyta; Magnoliopsida; Rosales; Cannabaceae. The transcript has 6 exons. The record is from RefSeq and is a predicted model, not a curated record.